UGGUUGCAUUUCAUAAAGCAUCGAUUGCUCUAUUUGUGCUCUUCACCUUUUUUCUUGAGAAGGGAGUUUUGGCUUGUGUUCUUGGAUGUUUCUGCAACUGUUUCGGUUUUUUGGCCAUGGGGACUCCUGGUGUGUCACAUGGUGAUGUCUAUUCUGUGUUUCUAUCUCACCAAAAGCCACAAGUGGCAGUGGGGAUAGAGAGAGAAAGUUUAAAGAAGGAUUGGAUUCUCGUGAUCCAAUGUGAGCAGAUAGAUUAAAGGGUGAAAUUUUUUUGUUUGAUCUGAUCGUUGGGUGGUGGUGCCAUAAAAGCCAAGCAUGUGCACGGGAGAUGGGGUCAGCCAAGUCAAGUCCUCUUUUGCCUUGAUAAUCCCUAUAUGCUUAUUCAAUCGGCUGGUAAAGUAGCAUAAACAAACUAAUGAUCCUCUUAAACAAGUGACGAUACGGCUAGAAAAUGAAGAUCCAAUACUCAUGCCCGGGUCGGUUCGUGGUUUGAUAGAAACUGAAAUGGUUUGGUUUCGAUUGUUAAAGCCGAAAAUCAUUAAUAAAUCGAUAAAUCUUAACAUAAUCAAAGAUUCGUUUUCAUUUUGUUUGGACCCAAAUCGAAACCUGCUUGUUAGGGGAAACAUGGGAAUGAUUGAAGAGGUGGUUCGUCAUUGCCCUGGGAAAUGGCCAAAUCGCUAAUCUGCUAAUCUACCAUCUCCGGCACCACACAACCUGCCGGCGACAGAGUCAUCCUCUCAGCCGGUCACCAGAACCCAAGUUCACCUCUAUCGUCAAACUACCCAAAUGAUCCCUCCAAGCUGACAUGAUUACAAGCCUCUCCAAUCUCCAUAGCCUUUCCUUCUUCCAGAAAAAAGGAAAAUCCAUCUCCUGUAUACAGUUAGUUGUACAUAAAACAACAGAAUCCCAUGAAAACCUCCUCAACCAAAGCAGUCCUCCCUCCCUCUCUCUUACUAUUCCCGCGGGAACCACCAGACAAAGACACUCACUUUCACGAGCUAAUUAUGGAGCACGGAAUCUGACCCUCCUCUAUGCAAUCAAAUCUUUUGUUUAUUAUAUAAUACGCUAACCCAAAUUCAGAAAAUUCCUCUCCACCAUAAGAACAGCACAACCCCACAAAUCAAAUCCAAGUGGCCUUCUCUCCACAAAAAAAAAAACCACCCUUUUAAUCUGCCUUUCCCUCUUCAAUGGCUUCCCUUUCCCGGGGAAAAAGUUGCCGUCUUUCCUCUUUUUCCCCCACUUCACAAUGAACUGUUCUUCUUCUUGUAACUUCUACUCUCUGUUUCUCCUCCCAAUCAAAAACCCAAUUCAAUAAAGAACGAAAAGCUUCCAACUUUCAAUUUUUCCUUCUGGACCUGAAAAUGCCGCCGUCGAAUUUCCCGCUCCGGUGGGAGAGCACCGGCGACCAGUGGUGGUACGCGUCCCCGAUCGACUUCGCCGCCGCCGAAGGCCACUACGACCUGGUGAGGGAGCUUCUCCACUUGGACAACAACCUCCUCAUCAAGCUCACCUCCCUCUGCCGCAUCCGCCGCCUCGAGACCGUUUGGGACGACGACGACGAGAAGAAGCCCGACUACAGAGUAGAUGUCGCCAAGUGUCGCGCCCACGUCGCCCGCAUGCUCUACACGGAGUGCGAGGUCUCCCCUGGCUACAACACCCUCGUAAGAGCUCGGUACGGCGGGUGGCUGCUCUACACGGCCGCCUCCGCCGGCGAUUUGAAAUUCGUCGACGAAUUGCUGGACAGAGACCCGUUUCUAGUGUUCGGCGAGGGAGAGUACGGCGUCACGGACAUGUUCUACGCCGCCGCGAGGGGCGGGAACUCCGAGGUUUUCAGGGUUUUGCUCCGGUGCUCUGUUUCGCCGACGGGGAAACAGGGGAACGAUGAAGAGGUGGAGAAUCAAAAAGGGGACAAGGAAUUCGAGAUGGAGAUUGUGAAUCGUGCGGUUCAUUCUGCUGCCAGAGGUGGUAAUCUGGUGAUUUUGAGGGAAUUGCUUAAGGAUUGCGGCGAUAUUUUGAGUUAUCGUGAUGAACAGGGUUCCUCUGUUUUGCAUUCUGCAGCUGGAAGAGGCCAAGUUGAGGUGGUGAAGGAGCUCAUAGCGUCCUAUCACAUCAUAACUUCCACAGACCACAACGGCAACUCGGCCCUCCACGUAGCGGCUUAUCGAGGCCACUUACCGGUUGUCGAGGCGCUAAUCGAAGAAUGUCCAUCCCUAACCUCACUCACAAACAUCCAUGGCGACACAUUCCUCCACAUGGCCGUUUCGGGGUUCAGGACGCCCGGUUUUCGGAGAAUGGACAAGCAGAUUGAGCUCAUGGAGAAGCUAAUCUCCGCUGGUGGGACUGUGAACAUCCAAGAGGUCAUCAAUGUGAAGAACAACGAUGGAAGGACGCCUCUCCACAUUGCUGUGUUUGAAAAUGUUCAAUCGAGCCUAGUCGAGCUUCUCAUGACCGUCCCCUCGAUCAAUUUGAACGUUAAAGACGCCGAUGGCAUGACACCACUCGAUCUCCUGAGGGAAAUUAGGCCGAGAUCAGCUGCUUCGGAGAUCCUGAUCAAGCAGCUGGUCUCGGCUGGAGGUGUCUCCAGCAGGAGACAUAAUAUCACCGCUAUUGCCUCUCAGCUGAGCGGCAUAGGGAUGAGCCCAGGUACCAGUUUUCGGAUCCCGGAUGGUGAGAUCUUCCUCCACACAGGUGUGGAGCAUGCAGCGGCGUCUGAUUUCAGCCGCGAGCUGGGAACCAGCGCGGAUUAUAGUUCAGCAUUGAGUCAACAAGAUGCGAGUGUAGAUGACUUGGAGAAGAAGGCAAGUAGUACUAGGCCAGGAAACAAGGUGAGUUCUGCUGCAAAGCGGCUGAAGGCACUCCUCCAAUUGCCAAAGAAGAAGAAGAAGAAAGCAAAAGAUCAGAAAGACCCUACCGUGGUGGCCAAGUUAACAGACGAUGAGGCGUCUUCCAUCGACUCCUUUCAUCUCUGCAGAAGCUACGAGGAGUGUCCAACUCCGUUGAGGAAAAAAUACUCGAAGCUCGCCUCGUUCAAUGGUAAUGGGAAUCUUCCGAGUCCUUUGACAAGGAGCAGAUUUGCAGCAGGGUUGAUGCACGGAGUUAUAAAUGCGAGGCCACAUUUCUCUGAUCAGUCGACUCCUCCGAGUCCUUUUUCCGCUGUGUCUUCAUCCGCGUGCUCACCAGCUUCUUCAAAUCGAGAUAAAAACCUGGUUAAAUCAACAACAUUCAGCUCCAAGCUGAUGAACCGCAAGCAAGGUUCGUUCAAUGCGAAGCUGAUGAACCAGUACUUGUCUUUCGGUGCACAAGGGUUGGGAGUCGAUGGUGGCGAUACGGUUAAUCGUAAACCAGGAUACGAGGAUUACACCCACCGGCGGGCUACUUGUUUAGCAGCUUGAACAAGUCUCUGAUGUAAUGUAACUCUUUGCUGCUGCGAGACACAGAAGGUCGAGGGAGAGCUACCUUCCUUUUUAGUAAUGUUCUUUCUUUUCCAGAUCAGGCAACGCAUGGCUCUCAAGGUUUUGGAAAAAGGAAGUUGUUUUUUCAUUGUUCUAAUGUACGUAUUGUACAGUACUUUUAACAUUCGUAACCAGAAAUCCUUGCAUCAAAUGCCAAUGUUUUAUUUGCAUCCCAAUUCUGCAGUUUGAUCCUGCGCUUCUUUCUUCCAUUUGGCUGAAGGUGGAUUUAUUAAAUGGGCCUUUUCCGUUUAAGAUGAAACUAGAGUUGUACCCGGCCUAUUGGCCGGGAUGUAUUUCAUUUGAAUCAUAUACUUUAAAAUAUUUUGGAUAUUUUUUUUUUAUGUUUCUAUAAUAUAUAUUAAUAAAUUAGAACUAUCUCG
Messenger RNA from Linum trigynum, 3832 nucleotides. The record is from the annotation of a GenBank genome assembly. Lineage: Eukaryota; Viridiplantae; Streptophyta; Magnoliopsida; Malpighiales; Linaceae.